Messenger RNA from Soboliphyme baturini, 411 nucleotides. The record is from the annotation of a GenBank genome assembly. NCBI's taxonomy places the organism in Eukaryota, Metazoa, Nematoda, Enoplea, Dioctophymatida, Soboliphymatidae.
AUGGCUCGUACGAAGCAGACCGCACGUAAGUCUACCGGAGGCAAAGCUCCACGAAAGCAGUUGGCGACAAAAGCGGCCAGAAAAUCGGCCCCUUCUACUGGUGGAGUCAAGAAACCACAUCGCUACCGUCCUGGAACCGUUGCUCUGCGAGAGAUCCGUCGUUACCAGAAAUCUACGGAACUGCUUAUCAGAAAACUCCCCUUCCAGCGAUUGGUCCGCGAAAUAGCACAGGAUUUCAAGACGGAUUUGCGUUUCCAGUCUGCCGCUAUAGGAGCACUUCAGGAAGCAAGCGAGGCGUAUUUGGUUGGCCUCUUCGAAGAUACGAAUCUGUGCGCGAUCCAUGCCAAACGCGUUACCAUCAUGCCUAAGGAUAUUCAGUUGGCUCGUCGCAUCCGCGGAGAACGCGCCUAA